Molecule: messenger RNA, 869 nt
Organism: Carassius auratus (goldfish)
Lineage: Eukaryota; Metazoa; Chordata; Actinopteri; Cypriniformes; Cyprinidae
Product: T-cell surface glycoprotein CD3 epsilon chain-like
Exons: 5
Coding region: 17-523 (168 amino acids)
Biological process (GO): positive thymic T cell selection; cell surface receptor signaling pathway
Cellular component (GO): external side of plasma membrane; alpha-beta T cell receptor complex
Molecular function (GO): transmembrane signaling receptor activity
Source: RefSeq, a predicted model, not a curated record
UAAAGCAUCAGCAGCCAUGAUUCUCAUCAGCUUCAUGUUUCUGCUCGCCGCGGCUCUGAAUCCAGCUCUGAGUCAAGAAAUAGAAGAGAUCAAAUCAGAUGCUGUCGUUAUCCGUUGCACUGGAGGUGAAGGUGAAAUAAAGUGGUAUAAGGACAAAAGCGAAAAGGAAAUGACAGAGCAUAAAGGCAGUCCAACCAUGGAAGUUGAAGCUGUGCAGGGGAUAGUUAAAGGAUUCUACAGAUGUACAUAUGGCAAUACAGAGCAUGGGUUCUACCUCAGAGUACAGGUCUGUGAGAACUGCUAUGAGUUGAGCAGGCUGAGGGCGACGGGGAUCAUACUCGGAGACGUGGCGUUUACAGGAGUAGUUAUUCUCUUCAUCUUCCUCGCUACCAAGAAGUGUGGUGGUCCACAGAAGAGAGCAUCAAAUCCCAAACCAGCGAACCCUCCUCCUCCUCCUAACCCUGACUAUGCGCCUCUGGAUCCGAAGACACGGAACAAUGCUGUCUACUCAGGAAUCAGAUAGACACGGCUUUACUGUAAAUCAUACUCUGGUGAUUCAUAGUGUUUCUUAAACGUUUGUUUGGGUUCUGUCUUCUUCAUGUUGAUGUGACUCACAGAUCAGUGUUGUGUGUGGAAAGAUGUGCUCAGAAACAUCGGAAACUCAAGAUGGAAACAUCAGCAUGUCAAACACUGAACAAACACCGCUGUCAUCUGUGCUUUCUGUUAGGAAACACGCUUUCAUGUUCUUAAGCUUCUUACUUUCACAGAAUUUGUCAUGUUCUGAUGUUUUUAUCUGGUUCAGAAUUAUUUAAAGCAGCAGCUGAAUGAAGCGAGCGGAGGAAAUACAGACGGAAAUAAAGAUGAUUUUC